AUGUCUACCGACACUUGCAAGUCUGGGACAGACUUGGAAGCUACGCGAGAACAGCCAGUUGCUGAUAAGCCAGAAGUCGUGGAUCCUUAUUUGGUUGAAUGGGAUGGACCUAACGAUCCUGAACUACCGAUGAACUAUCCAUUCUGGAAGAAAACACUGAUCACCUGCAUUUUCAGUACAUUGACCACCUGGGUCACCUUUUCUAGCAGUGUAUUCAGUACUGCUUCUGGAGUCACCUCGCAAGAGUUUCAUGUUUCAGUUGAAGUUACAACUCUGGGAACAAGCCUCACUGUUCUGAGCCGAAAUGCUGACACUGACGCGAAGGGGUUUGCGAUAGGACCACAGAUUUGGGGGCCCUUGUCUGAGCUAUAUGGCCGAUUGCGACCUCUCUAUAUCGGAUAUGCAAUAUUCAUCAUCUUCCAAAUCCCCGUCGCUGUUGCUGAGAACCUCGAGACCUUGAUGCUUGCCCGUUUCCUUUUGGGAUUUUUCGGCACAUCCGCCCUUGCGAUUAUACCAGGUGCUUUGGCAGACUUUUGGGGUCCUGUGGAACGCGCGAUUGCAAUCUCUUUGUUUUCUGCAGCUACCUUCGUGGGACCGAUAUUCGGACCGAUCGUUGGUGGCUUCAUUGUCGAAUCACAUCUGGGUUGGCGAUGGACUGCCUGGAUCACCAUGAUACCGGCGUCAUUUUUCGGCAUAAUUGCCUUUCUAGUUUUACCCGAGACAUACCAUCCUGUUAUCCUCCAGCGUCGCGCCAGCCAUCUCCACGAAAAGACGCCGACAUUCAGCGAGAUAUUGACCAAAUACAUUUUCCGACCGAUGCAAAUGCUUUUCCUCGAGCCGAUUCUUGUCUGCAUGACCAUUUAUAUCUCGCUUAUUUACGGAAUCCUAUACCUAUUCUUCGUCGCAUAUCCUAUCGCUUUUCGACAGGUCCGGGGUUGGAAUAACGAGGGGAUUGCAUCAUUGCCUUUCCUGGGGAUAUUAGUUGGGGUUCUUCUGGGCUGCCUUGUCGUCACUGUCGCAACACGCCUGUGGUACGCCCCAAAAGUACGCAAUGGCUCUGUUGUGCCAGAAGAUCGUCUUCCUCCCAUGAUCGUGGCCGCCUUUCUUCUACCGAUCGGGUUAUUUUGGUUUGGAUGGACAUCCAACCCAAGUAUCUCAUGGGUGCCACAAGCGAUCGCUGGUGCACCGAUCGGAAUGGGAAUUUUGAUGAUCUGGAUGCAAGGCCUCAAUUAUUUGAUCGACGUGUAUUUGAUUGUUGCCAAUUCAGCUAUAUCAGCGAAUACUCUCAUUAGAAGCGCGGUUGGCGCUGCGUUCCCUCUGUUUGGGACUUACAUGUAUAAUAGGUUGGGAGUCGACUGGGCUACGUCACUCCUCGGAUUUCUUUCUAUUGCAAUGAUUCCGAUACCAGUUGUAUUUUAUUUCUAUGGCGCAAAAAUUCGGCGGUUGAGUCGCUUCACCCCAAAGAUAUAG
Molecule: messenger RNA, 1470 nt
Organism: Penicillium manginii
Lineage: Eukaryota; Fungi; Ascomycota; Eurotiomycetes; Eurotiales; Aspergillaceae
Product: MFS transporter
Exons: 5
Coding region: 1-1470 (489 amino acids)
Biological process (GO): transmembrane transport
Molecular function (GO): transmembrane transporter activity
Source: RefSeq, a predicted model, not a curated record